Vollenhovia emeryi is the source of this 733-nucleotide messenger RNA. RefSeq lists its product as uncharacterized. Lineage: Eukaryota; Metazoa; Arthropoda; Insecta; Hymenoptera; Formicidae. The coding region runs from base 116 to 676 and encodes 186 amino acids. The record is from RefSeq and is a predicted model, not a curated record. The transcript has a single exon.
CUACUGUACAGGUAUCUUGCAACUGGAGAUUUCCCAUUGUCAAUUGCAUUAGCCUACCGCGUAGGUGAAUCAACGAUUUAUAAGGUGGUAAAAGAAACUUGCGAUGCAUUAAUAAAUGUACUGGAACCUUUAUAUGUAUCUGCGAAAACCAAUCAGAAAAGAGUGGAUAAAAAUUUUCAAUGGCUUUUGGAGAAACUGGAACUUCCCAAAUUGUGUGGGAGCCAUAGAUGGCAAUCAUGUGCAAAUUAACGCACCGCCCAAUUCAGGAAGCUUAUAUUACAACUACAAAAAAACUUUCAGCACGGUGCUGAUGGCAGCCUGCGACUAUGAAUACAAGUUUACACUUGUAGACGUUGGAGCUUAUGGAAGCGACGCUGGUGUUUUUUCCCAAUCCGAAUUUGGACAAGCUCUGUUUGAAGGAGAACUCGACUUGCCAGAAAACACAAGAGUGCCUGAAAACAAUUCAGAGACACCAUGUUUUUUCGUAGGUGAUGAAGAAUUCCAGUUGACAAAAAACCUAAUGAGAUCAUAUUCUGGUCGAAAUUUAUCCGAGGACAAAGCAAUUUUUAACUAUCGACUCUCGCGGGCUAGAAGGACUAUUGAGAAUACUUUUGGAAUUCUCGCAGCACGCUGGAGAAUCUUCACUCAAACAGAGCCCAAUUUUUUUCAUUUCUAACAAAAUGGCAGCCAAUUCACAUUAUGACAUUACUUUUGCCUCACCCUGUAUAAUCAU